AUGCCAUUAUAUGCAAAGUUUCUUAAAGAAUUGAUCACAAAGAAGAGGAGUUGGCAGGAGAAAGAAACAGUGGUACUUACUCAAGAGUGCAGUGCCAUUAUUCAAAAGGGACUUGCACCAAAGCUCAAAGAUUCAGGCAGCUUCUUUAUACCAUGCACGAUUGGGAACAUGGCUAUUGAUAAAUCGUUUUGUGACCUGAGAGCAAGCAUUAAUUUAAUGCCUCUUUCCAUGAUGAAGCAAUUAAUGAUAGAAGAGAUUAAGCCUAAGAGGAUGUCAUUACAACUUGCUGAUAGAUCCCUCAAAAUACCAAAUGGAGUAGUGGAGAAUCUCUUAGUGAAAGUUGGAAAUUUUAUAUUCCCCGCCGAUUUUGUAGUUUUGGACAUGGAUGAGGAAGGGAGUAACUCAAUCAUCCUUGGUAGAACUUUUCUGGCCACUGCUAGAACAAUCAUUGACGUGGAAAAAGGUGAGAUGAUCUUCAGGGUGCAUGAUGAACAGAUGAUUAUAAAUGUUUUCAAGGCGAUGCAAUACUCUGCUGAGAAAGAGAAUUGCAUGAGAAUUGAUGUGGUGGACACCCUAGUUGAAGAAGUAUUUGAAGCAAACCAUCAAAUGAACUAG
Molecule: messenger RNA, 615 nt
Organism: Arachis ipaensis
Lineage: Eukaryota; Viridiplantae; Streptophyta; Magnoliopsida; Fabales; Fabaceae
Source: RefSeq, a predicted model, not a curated record